Drosophila virilis is the source of this 640-nucleotide messenger RNA. The record is from RefSeq and is a predicted model, not a curated record. Lineage: Eukaryota; Metazoa; Arthropoda; Insecta; Diptera; Drosophilidae.
UACACUAAAUGGCUCUCAGUUGGACUUAAAUGCUUGCGCGAAAAAGUUUGUGAACAUGUGCGCUCGCUUUGCUUGGAUCCUGAUGUUCAUGAUGAUCAAAUCAAUAUAUAGUUUCGGACAUUUUACAUGUGAAGAAGACGGAAUGAGCAAGAAGUUAAGUUUAGCCUGUAAUGGCGAUAAAGAUUGUUCCCAUGGCAGCGAUGAGUCAUACGUGAUGUGCAAAGAGCUGGUUGAAGCAUCCCCACACACAUUCUUCUGCGCCUAUGGAGGUCGAAUUAGUCAGUAUAACCGUUGCAACGAAGUGCCUGAAUGUGCCGAUGAAUCUGAUGAAUCUGCCAGUCUAUGCGAGAGCGAAAGCCAAUUUAAUAAAACAAAGAAAGGCAACUGUACAGAGUACGUCAAAAAAUAAAUCAACACAACAUUUCUACCUCGAUCUUAAAAGAUCCGCCAGGAAUUCAGAUGCAAAUUUAGUUCGACAGGGUGCGUAACUGUGAUAGCUUUAGAUGAUUGUGAUUCACACCUAGGGACAUUGCACAAAUAUAAUAUACUAUUUCUCACGUUGUAGAAUAAGCCAUAGUUUGGGUCGGUUUUUAGAUAAUUAAUGGGAAUAAUGUGUAGAUUUUCACAGAAAUAAGCAAUA